AUGUUCAAUUUGUUAAUAAAAUAUCUAUCUUUGCUAUUAAAGUUAACAGUAAUUCUAACUAUUUUCAUCCAAUGUCAAUCAAAAAAGAAAAAAAGCGGAAGCACAACAAAAAGUAGUGAGUUUCAAAAACAUUUGAAUUCAAUUUAAAAAUCAAAAACAACAUGAUUUUUUAAAGAUGAAUCGGUAACGAAUCCAAUAUGUUAUGACAAUCGAGAAACAGCUUCGACACCAGUUUUACUCAGAAAAAGUAGAUCGCGGAAGAAGAGAAUUGUAAGAUUUCAGUAAAAUUGAUUUUUAAAAAAAUGGGAAUGGUUUUUUUCAGACUCGAGAAGAACACUUGAAACAACUUGCUGAAAUAUCCAAAAUGAUUAGUAAACGAGAUAUGGAAAAGAAAAAACUUCCAGAACUUGAGGUAAUUUUUCAUUCAAAUUUUGAAAAAAUCAAUGAUAAAUUGUAGCUUCAAGAAACCCAACAAGAGACUGAAAAAGAAGAAGUUGAAAGUUCGGAAAUUGCAAAAAGUGAGAAAAAGGAAAAGGAAAAAAUAACAUCAGAAGGAAAUGGAUCAAUAGUUGAAGAUGUUGGAGAAGUUGAAUUAAUUGCGCGGAGAAGAAUGAGCAGUAAGAAAUAAUUAUUUUAGAAAUUUGAUGAAUUAAUUAGAAUAUAAUGCAUGUUUUCUAGGUCAAACUAGAAAAGAAAUUCGAAAAAAAGCUGAAGAAAUGGCAAGAAGAAGACAACAGAAUGAUAGAAAAAGACUUCAGAUUGUAAGAAAUUUUAAAAAAUUAUUUUAAUGAGAUAAUAUUUUCAGAGUGAUUUGCAAAGUCCGGAUGACACAAUGAAAGAUGUUUCGUCAAUAAAAGAAGAGGAUCGAGCGGGGUCUGGUGAAAAAGCAACUAAUUAA
Molecule: messenger RNA, 898 nt
Organism: Caenorhabditis angaria
Lineage: Eukaryota; Metazoa; Nematoda; Chromadorea; Rhabditida; Rhabditidae
Source: the annotation of a GenBank genome assembly